AUGCGUCGCGGUCUUCUUAUCUUCCUGCUCGUCAAUCUCCUCAUCCUCUCCCUGCUCGUGCGCAGUGUCUCGACUCUCCUCUCCCUAUUAGUUGAAGAUGCCGCCGCCGAUGCCAUUCACCGCGCCGAAUUGCCCUCCCCGAACUCUAGCCUGAUCGAACAACGUCCGCAAAUAAUCCCCAAGAUCAUUCACCAGACCUACAAAAAUGAAACAAUCCCCGAGGUCUGGGUCGAGGCGCAACAGAGCUGUAUCGACCUGCACCCGGACUAUGAAUAUAUUCUCUGGACAAACGAAAAGUCGCGCGAAUUUAUUGCCGCCGAGUACCCCUGGUUUUUGGACACCUUCGAUGGCUACAACUAUCCCAUUCAGCGCGCAGACUCCAUUCGGUACUUCGUGCUCGCCCACUACGGUGGUACCUACAUCGAUUUAGAUGACGUGAGUUAUUACCCUCCACCCACUCCCAACCAUCCUAACGUUGAACAGGGCUGUAAUCGCCGCUUGGAUCCUCUUCUCGCUUACCCCGCGUGGGUGCGCCGCACAGCACCUACGGGUAUCUCCAACGACGCUAUGGGCUCCGUGCCCCAGCACCCAUUCUUCUUGCGCGUGAUCGAAUUGCUCCAACAAUACGACCGCCAUUGGCUGCUCCCGUAUAUCACCGUGAUGUACUCGACAGGCCCACUAUUCCUCUCCGUCAUCUGGAAGGAGUACAUGCGCGAUAAGCCCAGCGAGGCCGGCCGUGUUCGUAUCCUGAUGCAGGACGAAUACAACAAGCACUCAUGGAGCUUCUUCACCCACCACCGCGGUAACAGCUGGCACGGCAAGGACGCGCAUUUGAUUUUCUGGAUGGGUCAACACUGGCUCUUCCUUACAGUCUGCGGCUUCUGCAUCGCCGGAGUCGUUGGCUUCUGCCUCUGGUGGAGCUACGGUCGAAUUAUGCUCCUUGGAGCCAAGUACCGCUACCGCUACACCAAGGUCUCCUCCAGCAGUCCCCGAUUGACCUCGCCCACGCGACGGUCUCGUCUCACUGUCCCGACCAUUCUGCGUCGCGUCAGCUUCAAAGAGGACGAAGAACAAGGCGGGGUCACAGAGACCUCGUACGAACUCGGUCGUCGCGAUGACUGA
Penicillium salamii is the source of this 1122-nucleotide messenger RNA. The record is from the annotation of a GenBank genome assembly. NCBI's taxonomy places the organism in Eukaryota, Fungi, Ascomycota, Eurotiomycetes, Eurotiales, Aspergillaceae.